Molecule: messenger RNA, 618 nt
Organism: Caenorhabditis elegans
Lineage: Eukaryota; Metazoa; Nematoda; Chromadorea; Rhabditida; Rhabditidae
Gene: mtss-1
Product: Single-stranded DNA-binding protein, mitochondrial
Biological process (GO): DNA replication
Cellular component (GO): mitochondrion; mitochondrial nucleoid
Molecular function (GO): single-stranded DNA binding
Source: RefSeq, marked reviewed
AAAAUGCUUCGUUCACUUUCCACGAUCUCCAAGUCUACCGUCCGCUGUAUGUCAUUGACAUCCAAAAUGGCUGCUGAGCAACCGAGCAAGCAAGAGGUUGAUGACUUGUUCGCUGAAAAACCACAACAUCAUAACCCAGAACAAAGACGGCAUGCAUACAGUGUGAAUAAAGUGGAACUAGUCGGAGGAGUCGCCUUGGAUCCAUUGUACAAGACUGGAAGGAACGGAAAACCUUACCUCAUCUUCAAUAUCAUCACCAACUCGUACUUCAAGCAGCAAGACGGAACUACUCUCGAUCAAACUGAACGUCACGCCGUUUCAGUUUUCGGAAAGCAAGCCGAAAUCCUUUCAAAAACCAUCAAGAAAGGAUCCCGUCUUAUGGUUCAGGGGAGACUUCAUUAUUCUGGAGGACAGAAGGACGAACAAGGAAACCGUACACAACGCAACACCUACAUCAUCGCUCAAACUGUUCAACCAUUGGCUCGAGCAGCUAGAGAGAAUCCAGAUCAACAUUAAUUUUCAAAAUUUUUUAAAUAUUUAGAAUCUCCGAUAAUAGACCAUUGUUGUUGUUUUUGUUGACGAGUUAUUUACCUGAUUAAACAUUAUCUCAUAUUUAAA